UGUAAACAAGACCUUUGACCAGAGAGGAAUAAACGUUUUUUGAGGUUGAGAUAUACAAUUAUAGAAGAACAAUUUUAAAAUGGCAGCAAGGCAGCUCCCUAAAACAAUGAGAAAAAUUGUAGCAUUCCAGUUCAGUCCUAAAUUCAGAGAGUCAACAAAGAUAACAGAAGUACCGGUACCAACUCCUGGACCUUCAGAGGUGUUAGUCAGAAAUAGAUAUGUUGGUAUAAAUGCCUCUGAUAUAAACUAUACUGCUGGACGAUAUGAUCAAACAUUAAAACUACCUUUUGAUACAGGUUUUGAGGGUAUUGGUGAAGUAGUUGGAGUAGGAGAUGGCAGUAAAUUGAAAAUAGGUCAAACUGUUAUUUAUUUAAAUUAUGGAGCUUUUUCAGAAUAUAAGACAGUUAAAAAUGUGAUACCAUUACCUAGCUUAAAGGCUGAAUUUUUACCAUUAAUAUUAAGUGGAUUGACUGCAUCUAUUAGUCUAGAUAAGGUUGGUGAAAUAAAAUCUGGCGAAACAGUACUAGUUACAGCUGCUGCAGGAGGAACUGGUCAAUUUGCUGUUCAAUGGGCUAAAAAUGCUGGUUGUCACGUGAUUGGUACAUGCUCAAGUGAUGAAAAAGUAGAUUUUUUAAAGAGUAUUGGUUGUGAUCGACCUAUCAAUUAUAAAACUGAAGUAUUAAAAGAUGUUCUGAAAGCUGAAUAUCCUAAAGGUAUAGAUGUUAUAUAUGAAUCUAUUGGUGGAGAAAUGUUCGAUACGUGUGUAAACAGUCUAGCAGUUAAGGGUAGACUAAUUAUUAUUGGGUAUAUAUCAGGAUAUGAAACACAAAAAGGUUUUACACCAUCCAGAUUAGCAACUUUACCUCAAAAGCUCCUACCUAUAUCAGCCAGUGUAAGAGGGUUUUUCCUAUUUAACUGGAGUAAAGAUUAUAGUGAAUAUAUGAUGAAAUUAAUACAGUUAUUAGCUGAAAAUAAAAUAAUGAGUGUAGUAGAUAAUGGGCAAUCAGUUAAACCUGGUGGUUUUAAAGGUCUAGAUGAUAUAUCUGACGCCAUAGAGUACAUGUACAGUGGUAAAAAUAAAGGUAAAAUAGUAGUUGAAAUACCUGAAAAGCUCAACAGUCAGCUAUAAAGCAGUAGUAAAUAAUACCAAACAAUAUCUAUAGAAAUAAAAAUGGUGCCAAAAAUUAGUUUGCUCUAUACAAUUACGCAAGUUUGUUUUUCGAAUAAUUAACAGAAUAAGUGCCUUGUGUUUUAAUGGUUGGUUUUACACUUUAUGAUCAAAUUUAGAACACUUUUUAUUUGAAUAAUUUGUUUCAAGGAAUGAUAAGCAUUCAUUCCUUAUAUGGAUAUAACUUCAAAAUUGUUUGUAUUCAAGAACAUCAUUAUAAUAAGAAUGAUAAUCAUUGUGAUUCCUGUCAAUCAUUUGUUUCUUUAAUUCAUUUACCCUUUUUUGGCAUUAAGGGGUGUGUCAUGAUUUCUGUUAAGGUGUAGGAGGUCAUAUCCAUAUUACUCAUAGUUGUACAUGUAAUUAUAAUGGUGUAAAUAUAUUUUGUUAAAAUUUAAUUUGUAUUAAAAA
Molecule: messenger RNA, 1576 nt
Organism: Lottia gigantea (owl limpet)
Lineage: Eukaryota; Metazoa; Mollusca; Gastropoda; Lottiidae
Exons: 13
Coding region: 80-1129 (349 amino acids)
Cellular component (GO): mitochondrion
Molecular function (GO): oxidoreductase activity; zinc ion binding
Source: RefSeq, a predicted model, not a curated record